Messenger RNA from Cherax quadricarinatus, 12581 nucleotides. The record is from RefSeq and is a predicted model, not a curated record. NCBI's taxonomy places the organism in Eukaryota, Metazoa, Arthropoda, Malacostraca, Decapoda, Parastacidae.
AACAUCAGCAGCACAACAACAUAAGCAGCAGAACAACAUCAGCAGCACAACAACAUAAGCAGCAGAACAACAUCAGCAGCACAACAACAUCAGCACAACAACAUCAGUAGCACAACAACAACAUCAGCAGCACAACAACAUCAGCAGCGCAACAACAUCAGCAGCACAACAACAUCAGCAGCACAACAGCAUCAGUAGCACGACACAAGCAGCAGCACGACAGCAUCAGUAGCACAACAGCAUCAGCAGCACAACACAAGCAGCAGCACAACAGCAUCAGCAGCACAACAGCAUCAGCAGCACAACACAAGCAGCAGCACAACAGCAUCAUCAGCACUACACAAGCAGCAGCACGACAGCAUCAGCAGCACAACACAAGCAGCAGCAUCUGACACUCAUGUAUAUCUCUGGCAUCUUAUUAUCUCAAGUAUACACUGGAGUGGAGGGUUACAUUCGUGAGAGUGAUGGAGCAGAGGAUGAUGUAGCAGAGCUCUUCCACAGUCUUAAUGGUUUUGAGGACCUAGAGCCAGGAUAUGAGCUUCUGACAAAGAAGGGCACCCUUGCUGAGCGUCCGGAUGUAGACAGAUUAGCGCCUCUCACACAUGAUGAUUUCCAGCAGUUUCUGGAUGACGACGGUCGCAUCCUGGAUGUUGAACCUCUCAAGCAACGAAUAUUUAAAGGGGGGAUCCAUCCAAACCUUCGCCGUGAACUAUGGUGCUUUUUGCUGGGUCACAAUCUGUGGAACUCCACGUACAUCCAGCGAGAAGAGAGACGCAGACAGAGAGAGAACCUUUACUUUACUAUGAAGCAGCAGUGGAAGACCAUUACCGAGGAUCAAGAAAGUCGUUUUACUGGGUUCAAAGAACGACGGAGUCUUAUUGAGAAAGAUGUUAAUCGCACAGAUCGAAAUCAUCCAUUUUUUGAAGGCGAGCACAAUCCCAAUGUAGUUCUACUUCACGAUGUUCUCAUGACAUAUGUGAUGUACAAUUUUGACUUGGGCUACGUCCAGGGCAUGAGUGACCUUCUUGCUCCCAUUCUCUAUGUAACACAGAAUGAAGCAACAGCAUUCUGGUGUUUUGUUGGUUACAUGGAUAUUGUGUACAGGAAUUUUGAUAUGGAUCAGUCAGGGAUGAAGCAACAACUGAAGGAUGUGCACCAAAUUGUGCACUUGGUCGACCCAGAGCUCAUGUCAUACCUAGAAGUGCGUGACUCUGCCAACUUCUACUUCUGCUUCCGGUGGCUUCUUGUUCGAUUUAAGAGGGAACUUAAUUAUGCAAGCACAUUACGGUUAUGGGAAGUUUUGUGGACUGGUCAUCCAUGUCCAAACUUCCAUCUGUUGGUGGCAGUUGCUCUUCUUGACACCGAGAAGAACACAAUCAUGGAGAACAAAUUUGGAUUUACUGAAAUUUUAAAACAUAUCAAUGACAUUUCGUUACGAAUUGACUUGGAUGCCACCUUGAAGAAAGCAGAAGCAAUAUACUUGCAGAUUGCAUCAUCACCCAAUGUGCCAGACUGUGUGAGGACAGUGUUAGGUCUUCCUUUACAAGAGCCUUCUACGUCUCAGCUCAGAAUUCGUAAGGAUGAUGAAGUUGAUGGCAAAGCAACUGAUGACAGAAGUGGAAGUGAUGAUGGGGAAGUUAUUGUGGCAAGUGGUGCUGGAUUAGUAGAAGUAGUGAGUAAUAUGAUUGGAACAGCUGUGCGACACUUGAGUGGGGAUGACCUGACCGAUGCCACCCUUGAAGUCAUCCCAAGACAACAAGACGAUGCAGAAAAAUGCUUUGAGGCAGCACUGAGCCACCAGUUUAUAUAGCAUAUUUUGUCUUGAAGAUAACUAGCAAUAGACUGAUAAAUUCAUAAAUAUGUUUGUAUAUACUGUGCAUAUAUGUACAUAAAAGAGGAGGAACCAUGCAAGCUUAACCUCCACCCACUGGAAGCAGGUGAACUUGUUUCCACCUUGCCACAGGCAAUAAAGCUGUAACUGAAGUCACCACUGCGUAAGGAUCCACACUGAGGCCCAGGUUCUAGUUCACACAAGUUCAAUGAUGCAUUGGCAGGUUUGGUGAUAGUAAUGUGUAAUGGUGAGCCUAAGGCAUUCUGUGUGUAGACUGGGGAUAUAUACUGGCUCUCUGGAGAAUAUCUAUGAAGGUUUAUGUUUCAAGUGCUGGUAAAGUUUAGGGUUUUCAUGUGGUUUACUGAAGAUACAACUGGGACUCGAGCCUCCACCACUACCUGCUCUGAACCAUCCACAUGGGUUUAGUGCUUGAUAUAGAUAUAGUGAUGACAAUGAUGAUGAUGAUAGUAAUAAUAAUAAUUGCUUAUUGAGUUUAAGAAUGAACUGACUUCAGAGAGUGCAAUGUCAACACAAUAUUAUAUAGACUGGUGAUGGUAGGUAUUUCAACUUGAUUAACUGCUUUAUAAUUGGUGGUUUUAUUAUGGAACAUAUUUCUGAGUAAUGGUUAAUGCUAACUACUGUAUAAUGAGCUAAGAUAGUUGCCUGCAAGUUAAUUACAGUAAUAAUGUAAGCUUGGAUCUCAAGAGUAUUGUGGCUGUAACAUUUGUCCCAGUGGAGGAGAUGAUCUCUUGUGUUUAAAUGCAGAAUCAUUCUAGCCAGUAAAUAAAUACAGUUUGAGAAAGAGUUUUCCAGGCAUUAUUUUAUAGAUCUCAUCUUACUUUAUUCAGUUAGUUUCUCUGAAGUAUUCACUGAGACAUUCUGAUGAGACUGGUUAGUGUUGCAGAGCAUCCUUUCAUUUAUUCAGGAUCCAGCCUUUAUCUUUUUCAGUGUUGUUUAUGGCUGAUGAAUCAAAGUACAGUACUCUGUAAAUUCUGUGAGACACUGAUUGUUUUGUCUUUUUCCUUUGAUUUUCUUGAUUAUUGGGAAUAGUGUACAUAGAAGUUUUUUUUGGUUUUGUAAAAGAGCUAGUAAAUAUUCUUUUUCUACUGUUGUUGCCUGGAAAAGUUUCACUUUUAAGAGCUUCACAUUUGCCCUAGUUGUCCAGCCCAAAUAAUUUUAUUUUUUAUUAACACAUUGGCUGAUUCCUACCAAGGCAGGGUGGCACGUAAAAGAAAAACUUUCAUCAUCAUUCACUCCAUCACUGUCUUGCCAGAGGGGUGCUUUACACUACAGUUUGAAACUGCUACAUUAACACCCCUCCUUCAGAGUGCAGGCACUGUACUUCCCAUCUCCAGGACUCAAGUCCAGCCUGCCAGUUUCCAGUAUGCUUGCUGGAAGUACAAGCCCCUCGCACACAAAACCUCCUUUACCCCUUCCCUCCAACCUUUCCUAGGUAGACCCUUACCCCACCUUCCCUCCACAACAGAUUUAUACACUCUCGAAGUCAUUCUGUUUUGUUCCAUUCUCUCUACAUGUCUGACCCACCUCAACAACCCCUCCUCAGCCCUCUGGAUAACAGUUUUGGUAAUCCCGCACCUCCUCCUAAUUUCCAAGCUACGAGUUCUCUGAAUUAUUUUCACACCACACAUUGCCCUCAGACAUGACAUCUCCACUGCCUCCAACCUUCUCCUCAUUGCAACAUUCGUCACCCAUGUUUCACACCCAUAUAAGAGUGUUGGUAUAACUAUAUUCACAGACAUUCCUCUCUUUGCUUCCAUGGACAAAGUUCUUUGUCUCCACAGACUCCUGAGUGCACCAGCAGUGUACUUGGAAGCAUAAAAUGAUCUGAAACUCAGCACAAAGCAACUUAAAUAAACUUUAAAGCCCAAAAGAAACAAGUGUGCUUGUUUCUACAAAUACAUGACCACAACAAAUGCUACCAUUGUUUUACUGCUCUCCAUAAUAGACCUACAACACUCCGGCAACAUGAUUGAAGACAGAAGUAUCAUGAUAUGAUACUGAAGCAAAACAUGAGCCUUCUUUAGAGGAUCUAACUGAGUUAAGAAGAACUGGCUACUGUCAAAAAACAAGACAAUGCAGCAUUGUCAUUGCAGAAUAACUACAAACCCAAUAAGAACUAGUAGUUAACCAUGCAAACCAAAUAACCAAACUGGGAACAAUACUGAGCCAUUAAAUAAACAAGAUGAAGCUGCCAAGACCACUGUGUAAGGAACUACUAAUCUACAGACACCAAUCUAAAUACAUUUCUAGGAUCUCAACACCAAGCCAACAGAAGCAGCCAUCCAGGAGGCAGAUGUGAUGAAGGAACCACAUCUUAGUGAAUCUGUUAUCAUGAAGACCUUUGUUAAUAUACUGUGUGAUUCUUUGAAAAAUGAAAUUACAUAUGACGUGUUUCUUGCAGAACACAUGGAUAGCAAAGAAAUUCUAACAAUUAGUUUGGAUCUGAUCAGCAAAUUUCUAUAUAUUCCUUGGCAGUUUCCAUUAACCUUGACAACACUCAGACAACAGUAGAGUUUUUCACGAAAUGGUAAUCAAGAAAAUGCAAAGCAUAGAAGGGAUACAAGCCACAAGAAACAACAGUGAAAAGAUGUGUGGACUAGAUCUAGUUUCCAAGGAAAUGACAAAAAGAAGUGUUUCAGCAUUCACCACAUUCACCAGCCUCUGAGCUGCUAAUGCUGUGAAUAAAUUGCCCAGCUUUUUGCUCAACGAGACCAGUAGCAAACAAUAUUCUAGAACGCAGAACAACAUAAGUAGCUAUCUGAGCAACAGUUGCCGCACCUUGAUCCUUCGUACUUAGCACCGAGCACACCUCGUGAAGCAGAAAUUCUAAAAGUAAUCUGAGAUGUCCCAUUAUAAUAAGAAAGCUGCACAAGUUUCAUCAUAAGUCAUCAGACUACUCCUUAAGAAACCAUUUGAAAACUAAACCUUCCCAGACUUUCUCAAAAGAGCCAGGACCACCUCAGUCCACAAAGGUGGUGAUUCAUUGAAUAUCAUUAAUUACAGGCCAAUACUAGAAAAUUAUAUAACUUACAUAACUAAGCAAAAGAUAUUUAAUCUUUACCAAUAUGAUUUCGAAUCUCCCCCCCCCCCCCCCCCAAAAAAAAAAAAGACAACUGCAGCAUUCUGCUCAUAUUACUUCAUCUAAUAUUCACUAACAGACAACCAUAAAUGUUACUCCAUAAUCUUCUUUAACAAUGAACUUUAGUGUUUCUGAAGGUAAUAUUGCUUCUUCUUUACAUCAGUGACCUACCAAUUUUAUGCAACAUAUAAUGUUGAUACUCCUUGCUGAGAGCACCACUCUUGUCUUACUGAACAUACACCCUACUACUGCCUUGAAAGAUUUAAUAAUUUUUUAUUUUAUAUUCAUAGGAAAGUAUUAAACCCAUAGGGAUCAUACCUAGAAAAUAGGAGGUAGUCAGGUUUGAGUGAAUGAAGGGAAGGGUAACUCCAAUUCCUUGGAUCAAGAGACCUUCAGCAUCUAGCCAGCCUCAUUGAAAGGAGAUUAAUGAUGAGCCAGUUAAAAUCUUCACUUGGAUAAUGAACCCAGCACACACACACAUCAUACAUACUACAUAUCGAGUAGUACAGCAUUUGCAUAACUACCAAGUAAAUAAAUCUUAGAAAAAAAGCUAUUCCAUGAGAAGAAAAAGUUAAUUACUAGGUUAUUACUUAGACAAUAAAUUGAAAUUUAAUGCUCCUACUCAUCAUGUAUCAAAGUAAAUAUCAAAGACGGUAAGUAUAUGACAUUCACUUUUUUUUUUUUUACUGUGUUCCCCAUACUACACUGUUCACUUAGUGUCUGCACUUAACAUAAACUGUCUGUCCCUAUCUUGGACAGCAUUUGUGUUUGAGGAUCAGUAACAGCACACUACCUCAAACUAAUCGUCUCAUAACAACACACCACCAUUACUGAAAUAGGGUAGACUUAUAGGGUCGACUUAUCCACAAGAUAUACAGUAGAGCCCCGCUUUACGGCGUUUCGCUUUACAGCGUUCCGCUAAUACGGCCGUUUAAAAUUAUGACCUAAACUCUCUAUACGGCUCCCCCACCUGAUUUUCUAAUACGGUCACUGCGCCCCACCCUGUUUGUUUACAUUCUCCAUGAGCUCCGUAAGCACCACGUCUCUCCAUUGUGCCUGGAAACUCCAAAAUUUCAAGUGUUUUUAAAAGUUACUUCAUAUUUUAUAUAUACUCUGAUAAUUAUACUUAUGUAUACCUGUACCUAAAUAAAGUUACACACUGUGCUGGCGUGCAGGUACACAUUAAAAUCAGUAAGAAUGUCUUAUGUCUCGAGAUGUCAUAUUAGUAAUGAUAAUAAUACUCAAUAAUAAUCAUUGAGUCUCAUUAAAUGUCGUAUAUUACGUUAACAUACACAUUUUCAUUAAUCCAUGUAUGAUAUUUUUUUCAAAAUUACAUAAUAAACAUGAUACAUAACAUAUAAAGAUGAUAAAUACACUCCACAUUAGAAUAAACAAACAUAAAUAUGAGAUGUGGGAGCCAGAGGACUUACACAAGUGACGCCAUAUUAGUAAUAAUAAUAAUAAUAAUCACCGAGUCUCAUUAAAUGUCAUAUAUUACGUUAAUAUACACAUUUUUAUUAAUCCAGCCAUGAUUUUUUUCAAAAUUAUAUAAUAAACACGAUACAUAACAUAUACAGAUGAUAGAUACACCCCACAACAGAGGCGUCACUAGAGUUGGUGUCACCAGGGGCGGAAUCAUUGGUGUCACCCGGGGUGGCAUCUUUGGUGUCACCCUCAUGAAAUCCAAGGGCGGGGGGAUAGGGGUAGUAAACUCCAGGCCAUAAAUCGAACUUUAUUAAUGAUAAAAUAAAUAAUUGUUGUAAUAUUAAGGAAAUAUAAACUUAAACACCACUUUGAGUACAGCCAAAAGAUCCUACAUUUAUUCAUCUUCAACAAUGAAAAAAAAAACUUGAAAAAUAAAGAAAAAACACUAGUUCCAAUUUGACCUUGAGUACAGGUAGCAUCUCAAAGAAUCUGAUAUUUCAUUUCCUUGCCCCAAUCCUGCAAAAUCAUCUAUCACAUCAUCAAAAUCAAUGAUUUUCCCUAUAUAGGCCUAUUUGUACUAUGUAAUCCUAUAAUAGGCUAUAUAGAAACGAAGAAUUUUUCUCUUAGGUUGCUGCAGCAUGGUUUUGGUCAUUAGUGUCACCUUCUUUAGAGGCUCUAUGGUGUCACCCCUUAAAUGGUGUCACCCGGGGCAGCCCGCCCCCCCUUACGACGCCUCUGCCCCACAAUAGAAUAAAUAAACAUAAAUAUGAGAUGUAGGAGCCAGACAACUUGUACAAGUGAUGGCAAGAAUAACGUUUUCUCUAGCCCAACAUAAGAGAAAAUGUGUUACUGGGGGUAACUGUAGAAAAUUAUUCCUUUCGUAUGUAAGAAAGUAAGUUUAUUCAGGUAUACACAAAAAAGUCAGAGAGUGACUUAUUUCCAUUGCCAUCACUCAAAGCAUCAUUUCUUCUAAAAAAUGGUGUUACAUGAGAAUGGGAGUGUUCCUCUUUAUUUAUUCUACCGUAUUAAUGUAGAGACAACUUGUACACAAUGUAACUUGUACACAAACCAGAUGUGUACACUUUGUUUAUAUAACUCACAUUUGCCUGGUUUGUUUACAUAACUGCAUGAGUGUCCUUUCUCAUGUACUCAUUCUCUCUCUCAUUUAUUUGUUUUAUCUCGUUUACUCACCUCUGACCCUGCAUUAAGACUACAAAUAUUUUAAGGUAAGUAAUGAGUGUACUAUAUGUGUAUUUUACUUUUUUAUUGUUUUUAAUACCUAGUUCUACUGCUAACCUCAAUGGAGAUAAGUUACACUGUCUGACUUUUUUGGGUUAUCCCAGGUACAGAUACCAUCCGACUUACGACCUAGUUUGGUUCCGAGAAACUGGUCAUAAGUCGAAAUGGACGUAUGUCGAACCUUACUACUGAUUAUCAACAUCACAUUUUUGUAAUGACUUUAUUUUAUUGUUUUAUUUUGGUAUUUCAUUUUUUACUUUACUUUUUAUGCUGUUAAUACUGUAUUUUAUACUGUAAAGUUUAGGAUAAACACUGUGUACAACACAAACAGUUGUUUAUUUCCCAGAAAUUUGGCAUAGAAAACAAGGUCGUAAGUCGAAUGGUUAUACAGUGGACCCCCGCAUAGCGACUUUAAUCCGUGCAAGAGGGCUCAUUGUUAUGCGAAAUGAUCGGUAUGCGAAUGAAUUUUCCCCAUAAGAAAUAAUGGAAAUCAAAUUAAUCCGUGCAAGACACCCAAAAGUAUGAAAAAAAAAUUUUUACCACAUGAAAUAUACAUUUUCCUACACACAAAGAGAAGGAUACAUGCACAAUAGUAGAGUAGUACAUGCACAAUAUAUAUUGUGCAUGUACUACUCUACUAAAUGAAGAAUAAAUGACACUUACCUUUAUUGAAGAUGCAGCAAUGACUGAUGAGACACUGUGUCCUGGGAGCGCCUUUUCCUCCUGAGUACUGUAGGUCCUGUUUGGCAUUUUCUUCCAGAACAGGCCUUAUCACACUGUGUAUGCCACUACGAUUCUUAAAUCUCUCAAACCAACCUUUGCUGGCUUUAAAUUCACCAAUAUGAGCACUAGUUCCAGGCAUUUUUCCCUGUUCACCUGGGUGUUAGUCGACUGGUGUGGGUUGCAUCCUGGGAGACAAGAUUAAGGACCCCAAUGGAAAUAAGUUAGACAGUCUUCGAUGACACUCACUUUUUUGGGUUAUCCUGGGUGGAAAAUCCUCUGGGGUUAAUUGUUUCUUGGUAUUCUCAAUAAGCCACACCAACAACGGUGCUACAGCAGCAGCAGCAGCAGCUGACAGUGCUACAGCAGCAGCAGCAGCUGACAGUGCUACAGCAGCAGCAGACGAUGCUACAGCAGCAGCAGACGGUACUACAGCAGCAGCUGACGGUGGUACAGCAGCAGCAGCAGCUGACAGUGCUGCAGCAGCAGCAGCUGACAGUGCUACAGCAGCAGCAGACAAUGCUACAGCAGCAGCAGAUGGUACUACAGCAGCAGCUGACAGUGGUACAGCAGCAGCAGCAGCUGACAGUGCUACAGCAGCAGCAGCAGACGAUGCUACAGCAGCAGCAGACGGUACUGCAGCAGCAGCAGCUGACGGUGGUACAACAGCAGCAGCAGCUGACGGUGCUACAGCAGCAGCAGCUGACGGUGGUACAGCAGCAGCAGUAGCUGUACCACCAAUAGUAGCGAUGGUUGAUUGGGGUUUAUUAUACAACCUGGCCAGCUCGGAGACACGCACUCCACUUUCAUACUUAUCAAUGAUCUUUUUCUUCAUCUCUAUAGUAAUUCUCACCCUUAUUGCUGUAGGGUUGGCACUAGAAGCUUUCUUGGGACCCAUGGUCACUUAUUUUGCAGAUAAAAUCACCAAAAACACUGUAAUAAUACGAAAUGUUCCGAUUGUAUGCUUGGAUGUUACCGCGGAGGCUGGCUGGUAAACAAUGCCACUGGCGGCACAUGUGAGGCUGGCUAAGGGCGCACAUUGGACGCGUCUUGGACGAAGAGCGGUGAGCGGGCUUUUGAGCGGUAUGCGAGGCAAAAUUUUUGCGACUAAAAGCGAGCGGUAUGCGGAUUGAACGUUAUGUGAUGCCGACGGUAUGCGGGGCUCCACUGUAUGUCGAGCAGGUCGUAAGUCAGAUGGUAGGUGUACUUUACACAUAUGCUGUUAUGUAAGAUAAUCUAUGUAACUGCAUUUGUGUAUGCAUAUAUGUAUAAAAAAUUAAGAAUGUUUUUGACAAAUACCAGGAGUCGACCUACACGUGGAGUCAGGUUGUACUCAGGUAUACACAAUAAUUUGGGUUCACAUUUGUGCUGAAACAAAAUAAACAUAGUUGAAAAAACAUAUAUGCUAUUGAAACUCCCUUGCAAUGUCUGUCAAUACAUACACAAGUCUGCUGGUUGUGGCUUAAUGAUGUUCACGGAUUUUGCAAUUAUCAUAAUCAAGGUUGCAAUUUUAAGAUGUGCUUGAAAUAAGCUCAUUUCAUUUUUAUCUCUGAUUUUAUUAUGAGAAAGGAAGGUAUUGGUGUCUUCUGUGCCUACUAUUAUACAAAUAAAUUUAAUUACAUUAACCAUACAGCUCCAAGAAAAAAAUUAUUAUUAUUAUUAUUUUUAUUAUUAUUAUUAUUAUUAAUUUGUCUACUGAUUUUUAAUAUGCUUCUGUAUACUUACAUUAGUUUGGCUGCUCACUAUGCUUCACUAUAACUGCAUUAAAUAUAAUCACUCCCAUUAUUAACCUAAUUUUGAAUUUUGACACCAGUGUAAAAUUUUUAUGUAAUCCAAUAUAAAACUUUUUAUAAUUAGCUGCACUCCUUUACUACAUUAUUAUUAUUAUUGUUAGUUUUACUGUUCUUACCAUUAUUACUGUAAUUGUUACUAUGUUUCCUCUUAUUUUGGAUCAUCUUACUUCGUCAAGAGACCAACAGUAUGUUGAAAACUACAUGUAUAAAGUAUAUUAUUAUUAUUAUUAUUAUUAUUAUUACUGUAUUAUUAUGAUGGUGUCAUUUUCCCAGUACUGUAUAUUUUUUUCUAACUUUACGUUAGGCUUUACAUAAUAGUAAGUAAAAAUUAGCUUUAUGUUCAGACUAAUAAAUUACAAUCCGGUGCUUUAAACAUAAAGCUUUAAAUUUGGUUGUAACAUAUUAACUGAGAAGUGUUAUUUAUUGUAACUCUCCUUGUUUCAUAAGGAGAGUUUUUUUUCUAAGCCACAAUGACUAGGUGAGAAGGCUUUCCAAGUCCUGACACUGGUGGAACUCCACUAGUUUAUAAAUUGGGUUCCAGACAUCUGCAAUAUAUUGACCCAUAAACUGUCCAAGCAGAUCUACGUUCACAUGCAUAGCGCUCCAAAAGUAGUUCUACGUUUUUUUUACAUAUUUUCAAAUAUAACAAAAAAAAAAAAAAAGUAGAUCAAAGUUUUUUACACAUUUUCAAAUGUACAAAAAAAAAAAAGGUCUACUUUUUUUACAUAUACUUUCAAAUGUUGAAAAAACAUAUAUAUACGUUUGGACCAUUUACGGGUUAAACAAGAUUACUUGGUUCAUUAACUUCUGAGUUUUGUGUGAGUGUAAACAUGUGUAACAACCAAGACUGUUCCACUGAUCAGGGGUAAAAUUAGCUUAAGCCAGUUGUUUACUUAUGAUAAAGGAAUAUGCUCAGAGUCUGUACUGCCCAGAAUGCUCCAGCACAAUAGUGGCUUUCUUUGUACUUAACAAAUCAAAAUUGUAAUCACACAUUGUAAACAUAGCAAAAAAAUAAAAUCUUAAUCUUUUAAGAGAUCUCUGCAUUUGCUUCUUAACCAAUAAAGCUUAAAUAUCAAUUCUACAAAGUGCCCUACAAACAGGAUGAGAGUAAUUUUUUGAGUGCUACAGUACUUUAAAUUUCCUGCUUUCUGGUAUACAGCUGCCUCCAUCACUUUAGGUGCUGGCAUUACGAUUCCUAGUGAUUCAAGAAUUCUGAACAUAAAAUACUGUAUAAUUUUAUGAGGUAUGAAAAAUAAGAUUUCUGUAGUAGGUUCAAUAAACAGUAGGUACAGCUGUAACAGCUGUACCUCCUGUGGUUGUUAAUACUGGUGCUUAGAGCCCUUCCAACAGAAUAUGUAGUCAACAGUAGUUUGUAGGGGAAGGAAAGUAGGAGGAAGUAAGGCAGGGUAAACUUAGUGAAAAGAAAUGAGAGUUUAAGACUGGUGUUAUUGGCGUGCUUCAGACAUAUUUACUAUUACUCGUGAUUCAUAAAGCUUCUAUAGUGUUUCAGACACAUCACAGUGCUUCAAACAAAUCAUUAUUACUAAAAGUCAUUCAUUAACCUUCCACAGAAAUCUUUCAUUUAAACUGUAUCUAUCCUUGUUUAUUUUUUGUUCAAACUUGAUAACCUUCCAUGUGUUGUAUAAUUUCUAAAGGUUUACCUCUUUCUAUGAGUUUGCAACUUCUCAAUGGGCCUAACACUUCUCCACAGGCUUGACAUUUCUGUAUGGCCUUAGCACUUCUCAAUGAAUAGUGACACUAAUAACAUAUUCCAAAAACUUAUAAUAUGCAGUAUAAAACUGGUGGCUGUAUUCAUGGUGUAUGUUGCAGUCAUACCUCAGAGGAAAUGCUUAUUAACAUUGCCAGCUUUGUUUAGAUUUUGUUGUGAGGAAAACACUAAACAGGUGAAGCAUAUCCUGUAGUUAGCUGUGUACAUAAUCUUUUGUACUUUAUACUGUAAUGGUGCCACAUUCUAUUUUUGUUUAUAAUGUACAGGUAUAUUGAUUAAGGAGAUAUAAUUGUAGUCUGGAAAUAUAUAAUAUGUAUAUUUUUAUUGAUUUUUUUCAGAUUGUAUGUUCCAUUGUUUUUGAGUAUCAUCAUAUUACAGAGUACGCAGAAUUUAUUUCCAAAAAUAUUUACGUUGGAAUUAUGUUAUGAAUAAAUAUGUAUACUAAAUUUUAUCUGUGGUACAUAAUAUGUGUACUUACAAUGAGGUACAGUAUUCACAUACACUGUAUAUAGUUUUUUGUUUUGCUAUAUUAUUUCACUAUUGAUUGACUCUGGUCAGUAAGGCUUCAAUAUUAUAAGAAAUAUUUGAUUUGAUUUUAUCUCAAAAUAAGUGUUUAAAAUUUCAUUGUAUAACAUCAUAUUAGAUACAAUAAUUGUUUCUCAUGAGUGUCAGUAUUCUCACUACUCUUGUGUAUUAUCUCCUGUGGAUAAAAAAGAGAUUAUAAUAAAUAUUUUAGCAAUUGGA